Patella vulgata (common limpet) is the source of this 4219-nucleotide messenger RNA. RefSeq names its product amiloride-sensitive sodium channel subunit gamma. Bases 259 to 2028 code for a protein of 589 amino acids. Gene Ontology annotation, cellular component: membrane. Gene Ontology annotation, molecular function: ligand-gated sodium channel activity. Gene Ontology annotation, biological process: sodium ion transmembrane transport. The record is from RefSeq and is a predicted model, not a curated record. The transcript has 13 exons. Lineage: Eukaryota; Metazoa; Mollusca; Gastropoda; Patellidae.
ACAUGUAUAGUCUCUUAACAACCCCAACUUAUCACGGGAUUAACAUAUGAGAAAAAGUUGGGAUCAUGAACCAAAAUUCGGUAUAAAUGAAAACCAUUAGAUUGUUGGUGAUUCAUUGAAGUAGGCGUCUAUUCCAUGUACGACUUGCGUUUUUUGGAGCCUGGGAUACAUUAGUUAGUCAAAAAGAAAGCCAUUAUCAAGCCGUGGGGAUUUUUUAUUAGUGAGUGUGUUUCGAUCGUUUUAGUCAGAAUUAAAACAAUGAAAGGAGGGUGUUGUUGUGGAACUCCAGCGGAGAAUACCUUCUCCAAACGUGGUGGUGAUUUUAUUGAGAACAGCAGUUGUGGUGGGGUACCAAAUAUCUACAGAGCUAGAAGUUGUUUUAAGAGAUUCCUAUGGAUUCUUCUAGUUCUCGGUGGAUUUGGAAUGACAGGAUGGCAGUGUUAUGAAAUAAUAAUGAAAUAUUACAGUAAUGAAACAGCAACUGGUAUUACUGUAUCUUAUAACUCGACUAUUAUAUUCCCCGCUGUAACUUUCUGUAAUCUAAAUCCAAUACGACUCAGUGCGGCUCAUCUUAAUCCAGAACUUCACGCUCUCUUUGUGCAAAAUUAUCAGUUAAAUGGAGAUAUGAGUACAGCCAGCAGAAACCCAACAACCACUCCUGCGACCACAACUACGACCACGACAACUAAGGCUCCGGGCGGUCUUUUAGGUGGAGGUGGUUUGGUCGGUGGAUUACUUGAGGGCGUCGGUGGAUUACUUGAUGGACUUGUUGAUACUGUUGAUAACACUUUAGGUGGUGUUGGUAAUAUUCUCGGAGGAAAUGUUGUUGAUACCUCUUGGGUUGAUAAGUUGAACAGUACUGAUUACUACGAAACGAAGAGUGAGUUUUUACUAAAUGAAGAAGCGUUUGUAAAUGCCUAUAGUAAAGCGAAUAAAACAACAAAAGAAGCCAUGGGUCAUCAGUUGGCUACCACUAUGUUAUCAUGUGAUUAUGGGGGAUUUCACUGUUCUCCACAGAAUUUUUCGUUCUUCACCGAUCCUCGGUAUGGUAAUUGUUUUACGUUUAAUACCGGACUUGUUGUACCUGUAGCAACUAUUACAAAAACAGGCCCGUCACAUGGUUUAAGUUUAGAGUUGUACAUAGAACAUGAUGAAUAUAUAAAAGAACUGUCGGCGUCUGCUGGUAUUAAGUUAUUGAUGCAUAACCAGAGUUACAUGCCCUUUCCUGCCGAUAACGGUUUAGACUUGGAACCAGGAAGAAGAUCAUCCGUGUCUCUAUCAUUGCUUCAGGUUGAAAGAACUGAACCUCCACAUGGAACUUGUCACAAAUACGGUCGAGAUGAGGGUAGAAAAGUUAAUGCUUAUUCUGAAUUACAGAGUUUACCAAUAGAGUAUACAGAUCAGGCAUGUUAUAAGACAUGUUUACAGUUAAAUAUAAUUAAAACCUGUGGAUGUUGUUAUCCUUAUCAACCAUGUAGUGGCAUAGCUCUACAGUCUGGUCUAGAUAUGCAUGACGAUGUACAGUUCUGUAAUAUAUCAAACACCGAUAUAACGUCGUGUGUUAAGGGUAUACAGAGACGAUAUAACAAGAAUGAUCUGGGAUGUUCCGAUAUCUGUAAACCAAGCUGUAGAGAACUGAUGUACAAUUCUCAAAUUUCGUCAUCCCUGUGGCCAACGAACCCUGCUAUGUCAGAUCUUAUAGAUAGACUCAAAGUAAAUGAUCCGUCAUUGAAACCAAAAUUGGACAACAUGACAGCCGACGAACAAAGAACGUUUAUAAGGGAUAAUGUUUUAAAAGUGGACAUAUAUUAUCAGAAGUUGAAUUAUGAAACAAUUUCAACAACACCUUCAUACAUGCUUGAAGAUUUAUUGUCGGAUAUUGGUGGACAGCUUGGUUUAUUUUUAGGAUUAUCUGUCGUCACAAUGAUGGAAUUCGUGGAGUUAUUUGUGGACAUAUUUAUAAUCAGUAUCUUUAAAUGUUGUAAUCCGGCCAGAAAAGUGGAAUCCGACAAAAGUGCCUGGAAAUAAAACUUGUACAUUUUAAAAAAAAGUUUAUUUAGAGAAAUGAAAGGGGCGUGUUUUAAAACAAAUAAGAUGAAAUGAAAUAGGGUUUAACGCCCCUCUAUUCUAUAUGUUUCAAAACGUAGUAUCACCUGCUGUAUGGGCCCAAUUGUUAUUGUCAUGUUUUGUUAUGUUACUAUAAUGGUGGUGGAGAUGUAAAACUGAGAUAUCUUUUAUACAUUCACACGUUGAAAUGUUAUAUGGUAUUAUAUAGUCAUCGCAUCUGUCCGUCUGUCCAUCGUUUAUUGUACUCACUCUUCAGAGUUACGUUUUUGACCGUAUAUAUCACAAAAUAUUCAGGUUCAGGUAUCCUGCAAUGUCCAUUAAAGACGAGUUAAGGUGAUCCCUAUAAAUUUCGAGAAUUUUCUCAGAGGUGUUUUCAGAGUUAUUGCCCCUGACUGAUAGUUGAUCAAACUAUAUUGCCGUACUCGUCCUCAUAUCCAGGGAGUAUUUAUCUAUCGACCUGCACAAAAGUACAGAACUGUGGAUUGAUUAAUUACAUGUUAAACCCUAGAAAGUAGCUUUUCGGACCAGAUUAAUCAAAAAUUAAGGAGUUGAACCCCUGACAGGCUUUACUUCCGGGUUCAAAGGAAGUCCUUAGAAUCGCCCACUUACUGUGGCUUGAGUAAAAGAUAGAAGUGGAACCAUUUCUAGGGACCUUCAUGCUAGCGAGUCAGCGCCUUACUCAUUGGUUCAUCGCUUACGCCAUACAGUGUGCUGUGAGGGUAAUAUUGUCUGGACAGCGAAUUUUUUCGAAUUUGAACUGUUAAGUGAUCUUUUAUGCGCACGCUAUUGUGUACACGGGACCUGCUUUGACUGCUUUUUGUUCCACCCGAUCGACUAGACACCGUCCGUGCCAGGCCCGUGGUCCUGCACCACUGACAAGGGAUAACCGCACCUGAAAACCCCGUUUCAGAAAUGUAAUGAAAUGACAUGGGGUUUAACGACCUACUGUUCUGCUCGGGCUGGGCCAAUGAAGACGAGCAUACGUCAUACAGUGUUCUAUGAGGAAAAUUUUGCUGGACAGCGGCGCUGUUUAAAUCGAAUUCCAACUGCCAUGGGAUCCUUUACGAGCACGCCAAGCGUAAACCCAAGGUUGUUUAGUUAUACGAAUUAAUUUCGGGGCCACUGUGGCUCAGUGAGUAAGACGGGAAGUCUCGGGUUUGCUCCCUUUGUUGGCCAAGAAAGUUCUUCAGGAUAUUCCGGCGUGGUCGACUCCUGUCAGUGAUGCAGGACGGCGGGCCUGGCAAGGGCAGUGUCUAGUCGUUCGAAUGGGACGAAAAACCGAGGUCCAGUGAAAACAUUAGCGUGCACAUAAAAGAACCCUUGACAGUUGGAAUUCGAAAUAAGAGUAAGCCAUAGCAUCGCUGUCCGGGCAAAAAUUUCCUUCACAGCACACUACUUAGCGUAUGCCCCUCCUUUAUUAGCCAAGUGCAGAAAAGUAGGACGUUAGACCCCAUUUGAAUUCACGAAUUAAUGUAUUGAAAUUCACGGUCAUUCAUCAAUUUUUAACAGAAUUUUAAAAGAACGGACUACGCUUAUGGUGGGCGUGGGUUUUGUUAACACACAACCUAUAUUUGUAAAAAGUAAGGCAUUUUCAAUAUGUUGAAAUUUGUAAAUAUUGUAGGUAGUAGAUUUUAUUCACAGCCAACCGAUUUUGUAAAAGUAAGUCAUUUUCAAUCUGCUGAAAUUUAUAAAUUAAAUUGGAUGCAAUAGACUAUGUAUAUACGUAAAUUUACCUUUAUAUGUCUUAAAAGCCCGGACGACUACGCUAUGAAUGUUUGAUUGGCAGUCAACCUAUGUAAAAAGUUGAAAUUUGUAUACAUGUAUAUGUAACCAGGUCUUAUGCAAGUAAAAGACGAGGCAGUUUAAAUCUUUAUUAUAAAAAUACCCUAUAUGUAUGUUCGUACGUAAAAACUGUUUUUACAGUAUCUUAGAUUAAUGUCGGUAGUUUAUGCGAAAUUGAUUUCGGGAGAAAGUAUUACACAUUGCAUUGCAUGUGAAUAUUAGAACCAAUUUAAACAGGUCAACUAUAAUUUUAAACCUUAGCAUGUUAAAGUAAUGUUUGCUGCGCAAUUUAGAUUACAAUAUCAGAGGUCAAUAGAAUAUAUUUUAUGUACGGAUGAAAUAGGUUAUAAAAUCAAGGUUAUAAAAUCAA